ACACUCCAAAGUCCAAAGAGCCGAGAGAGAGCAAAGAAUCAGAGCAAUGUCGUCGUCCACCGCGAUUAGGGUUUUCAGAGGCUGCCGUGCUCUCCUUGCACCGGCCAAAUCCUCCUCCUCCACCUCCAGUGCCGGAGCCUCCGCCGUCAAGGUCGCCGCCGCCGCCGCACCGAAAUCGAAGGCCAAGGCGAAGGCCAAGGCCAAGGCGAAGCCGAAAACAGACGCCGACGCGAUCAAGCCCAAGAGAAACGUCAACAUGAACGCCGGCAUUAUGAAGCCGAGGCCGAUCUCUCCAGCUCUCGGCAGCUUUCUCGGCGCCGCUGAGUCCUCUCGCGCCGAGGCCGUCAAGCAAAUCUGGGACCACAUCAAGCUCAACAGCCUGCAGAAUCCUGCCAACAAGAAGGAGAUAAUUUGCGAUAACAAGCUGAAGGAGUUGUUUGAAGGGAAGGAAAAGGUCAACUUUCUGGAGAUCGGGAAGUUGCUUUCACCCCAUUUUGUGAAGGCUGAGUGAAUGUGGGUUUAGUGAUUAACAUCUUUCGGGUAUUGUAAUGUCUGCACUUUCUUUUGAGGCUACUCUGCAAAUAGGGGAUUUGCUAAUUGAUAUUUAGCUGGUGCAUGUAUAAAGUAACUAGGUUAAACAUUUCAUUAGGUUAUGUUUAUGUGAUUUUUUCUUGUAUCAGUUUCACUUUCGAAAUUAUCUGGUGGAAAAUCUUUUCAAUGCUUU
This is a messenger RNA of Fragaria vesca subsp. vesca, 724 nucleotides long. RefSeq names its product upstream activation factor subunit spp27-like. Gene Ontology annotation, cellular component: nucleus. NCBI's taxonomy places the organism in Eukaryota, Viridiplantae, Streptophyta, Magnoliopsida, Rosales, Rosaceae. The coding region runs from base 47 to 511 and encodes 154 amino acids. The record is from RefSeq and is a predicted model, not a curated record. The transcript is spliced from 2 exons.